AGAAAGAGAAGGAGAGGAGCGGAGGAGAAGGGGAGAGAAACAGUAGGAGGAGGUGGAGAUGGUGGCCGGAUCGAUGGCGUCGCGCGUGCUCCCGUGAGGUUCCCGAUCGCGGUCGUUGUCUCGCAGGCUGAUGCUUAGGGUGGAUUCAGAAGCCAACUCAACAGAUUUGAAGCUACUGCAUGAGGGGCUAAUAAAUAAGUUUGCAUGCUUCAAUUUCUUGUGUCUCUAGAGAAACAUCAACUCAUCGGUGGAACAGACACAUCUUGGUGCAUUCAUAAGUCAGCCAUUUAGAGAAGACGAUGUCAGCUUCAGAGUUCAGGAUUCCUUACCAGCAAGUAUCAUCUUCACAGCCUGCUGAGAAUGCAGGUCAGUACAAGGUCUGCCGAUGUGGGGAAGGAGACCCAAACAUUCAGAGUACAGACACAUCUGAAACUGGUGACAGUUCGCCAACCAGUUGUCCUAAUUGCCAGGUUCUUAAGAGCGGGCACUUACUGCUCUCAUCUAAAGGAAUUGGUUGGACAACAUGGAAAAAGCGCUGGUUUAUUCUUACAAGGGCAUCACUAGUGUUCUUCAGAAGUGAUCCUAAUGCACCUCCUAGAGGAAAUGAACCAAUUGUUACACUUGGUGGAAUUGACUUAAAUAACUCCGGAAGUGUCGUGGUCAAAGAAGACAGGAAACUUUUGACGGUGUUAUUUCCCGAUUCCCGUGAUGGGCGUACAUUCACUCUGAAGGCAGAGACUACAGAAGAGCUCAACGAAUGGAAAAGUGCGUUAGAGAAUGCUCUGGCACAUGCACCUGCUGCAGCGAAUACUGUUGGCCAAAAUCCAAUUUUCAGCACUGACAUCGCAGAGCCUACUGAAGCUCCAUCUGAACAGCCGGAGGAUAAAUCUGUUAUUGGCAGACCUGCAGAGUUUUCCCUUGUAGAUGCUGAUGGUAGUCCAGCUUUCCUGGAGAAGGCCUUGAAGUUCAUUGAAGAUUAUGGUGUCAAGGUGGAAGGAAUCCUCCGUCAGUCUGCUGAUGUUGAAGAAGUCAAACGCAGAGUCCGAGACUAUGAAAAGGGGAAAAUCGAGUUCUCCCAAGAAGAGGAUGCACAUGUUAUUGGUGACUGUAUCAAGUAUGUUCUUCGAGAGAUGCCAUCAUCUCCUGUUCCCGCACCAUGUUGCACUGCAUUGGUUGGAGCUUACCGAACCGACAAAACAAGAAGGCUUGAUGCUAUGAAUAAAGUGAUUUAUGAAGUUUUUCCAGAACCGAACCGAGAACUAUUGCAGAGGAUUCUUAAGAUGAUGCAGAUUGUUGGAUCCCACAAAGCUGUGAAUAGGAUGUCUCCGUCGGCUUUGGCAGCUUGCAUGGCCCCACUCCUUCUCCGACCUCUUCUUCUCGGUGAAUGUGAAAUUGACAAUGACUUUAGUAUGGCUGGGGAUGGUUCAUUCCAGCUGCUUCAAGCUGCAGCUGCUGCCAACCAUGCUCAAGCAAUCGUCAUCAUUAUGCUCGAGGAAUAUGAUCAGAUAUUUGAUGACUUGAAUGAUGGUUCAUGUUCUUCAGAUGCAUAUACUGAGUCCGAAGAUGGUGAUUUUGACAAAGAAUAUUCCACAGAGAAUGAUGUCCCUGAAGAGGAUGGCUCUUAUGAUUCUGGUGAGGAUAACAUUGAAGAAGACAUGGAUGAUAAUACUGAGCAUUCCUCUGGUGCCAGUGAAUGUGACAACAACAUUAGGAGCAAUGUCUCUGAUGACAAGGUUAAAAAAAAUUACUCUGGCACGGCAUCUAAUGGCAAUGUUCAGGGCUUACAACCUCCUACAAAAGCCGCAAAAAAUGGUGCGGCAAGGGAAGACACUAAUCAAAUUUCUUCUGUUCCACCAGUGGAGAACACUUCCCAAAUGGAGAGCAAUGAUCCAUCCACUCGAAAACAACAAUUGUACGAGUCAAAUGGAUCUACAGAUCAAACAGAAAAGUUGAAUGUUCACUCAUCAUCAUCAAGAGCAAAAUUUAUGGAGAAAUCAUGCAUCUCAAGAAAUAAGAGCAAAAGGACCUCAUGGGGCCGUACUUCAGCAAGAAAGGACAUGUCAGCUGAUGAGAUUGACUAUUGCAGUGAUGAUGAGACUCUUAUUGAGAAGCUUGAGAACAACAAGAUGGAUCUUCAAUCUAAAAUUACAAAGGAGGUGAAAGAAAAUUCAAUCCUCCAGGGAAGUCUCGAAAGAAGGAAAGAAGAAUUGCACGAACGUCGUUUAGCACUUGAAAAAGAAGUGGAAAAUUUGCGAGAUCAGCUACAGAAGGAGAGAAGUUUGAGGGCCUCAUUGGAGUCUGGGUUGAUGAAUUUGCGAAGAGGGCAAGUGUCCUUGCCAUCGACAAUUGAUAGCAAGACUAAGGCUGAUCUUGAGGAAGUUUCUACUGCUGAAGCUGAUAUUUUGAACUUGAAGCAAAAGGUUUCCGAUCUCCGUGGACAACUCAACAACCAGGUCCAGAUGAGCUGCACCUCAUUAUGUGACUCAUGCAACAAACGACUCCUAAAUACAGACAAGCUUUCCGAAGAUGAACAGAAUACUGCAUCAUCAAAUGUUGGGCCCAAUUCUAUCUCUGACAUGGCUGAUAUUGAGCAAUACAGGAAGCAAACCAGACAACAUAUGAGUUCGGGAGGUAUGGCAUCCAAUGAGCAAUCAAGCACCUUCGGCCAAAGGGCUCAAAGAUUGUUGUCUUCUAAGGGUGAGAUUGUGAAGGAUGGCCAAGAUGGAUCAUUUACAUCAAAGUGGAACUUGGCACAGAAACAAUACUCAAAUAAUCCACUAUUAGGAAGACUUGGAUCAAAUGCCUAUUCGGGUACUAGACCAGAGGACUCUGGGGCUGUACCAUUUGCAUUAGCCAAGCUGACAAGCCGGCUCAAUUUUUUGAAAGAAAGAAGGGCGCUUCUUGCAAGCGAGAUGCAAAACUUAAAUUUGGCUCGCCCGCCAGGGCCUACAGCUCCAACUCCAAAGAGAGAUUCUACUUGAGAAGUGGGGAAUUUUGACAUGGCAUCAUUCUCAUAUCCUGCUUGUGGAAAGAUGGAGAUGACGCAAUACUAUACCUAACCACAUUUAUACCCAGUCCGAGAUGCAUCAUCAUGUAAGAAAAAAAAGAGGAUGCUGGUGAUAUUUACAUAAAUCGUUGAUUGGACAAACAUCCAAAGUUCUAGGCAAACAUAAUCUGUAAAUUUCUCGUGUUAUCGUGAUUUUACCACGGAUGUUUCGUAAGUAUUUGCCGCAAAA
This is a messenger RNA of Oryza brachyantha (malo sina), 3236 nucleotides long. RefSeq names its product rho GTPase-activating protein REN1-like. Gene Ontology annotation, biological process: signal transduction. The transcript has 26 exons. NCBI's taxonomy places the organism in Eukaryota, Viridiplantae, Streptophyta, Magnoliopsida, Poales, Poaceae. The record is from RefSeq and is a predicted model, not a curated record. Bases 300 to 2981 code for a protein of 893 amino acids.